Molecule: messenger RNA, 1123 nt
Organism: Synchiropus splendidus (mandarinfish)
Lineage: Eukaryota; Metazoa; Chordata; Actinopteri; Syngnathiformes; Callionymidae
Gene: mrpl2
Product: mitochondrial ribosomal protein L2
Exons: 7
Coding region: 121-1092 (323 amino acids)
Biological process (GO): cytoplasmic translation
Cellular component (GO): ribosome
Molecular function (GO): RNA binding; structural constituent of ribosome
Source: RefSeq, a predicted model, not a curated record
UGAACGCUUUCCAUUGACGUCAUCAGUUCGCGACACGGCGUGUUGUCAGUGAAGGACGAAGGGAGAUAACUGGAAUGAAAUAACAGCCGCUUCAAGGGGGUUGACAAUAGGGGCAGAGUGAUGGCGGUGUCGUGUCUGACCCGAGCGCUGCGCUCACUAACAGUUGCCCAGAAUGCACCGCUGCUGUCUCAGGUGAGUAGAGGAGCACUUGUCCAGUCGGAAUUAUACAGUGGUGCUUAUAUCAGUAUGUGUGUGUGUGUACAGGUGGUGGCACAAGUGAAGCCAGCACCACAGAGAAGUGUGUUAGGUGCUGCUGGACUUAGCAGAGGCUUCAUGACGACGACCACACUGGACCAGAACAACAGGUUCUGGAAGAUCAGGGAGAAAUACACCGUCAGACCCAUCGGCAUGAGGAAGACUGGAGGGCGAGAUCACACAGGAAGGAUCCGCACUCAUGGCAUCGGCGGUGGCCACAAACAGAGGUACCGGAUUAUUGACUUCCACCGACUGCGCUACGAACCUCAGAAAGAGGGGGUGCCGUUUGAGGAGAAGGUGGUGGAAGUACGAUACGACCCAUGCAGAUCGGCUGACAUCGCCCUUGUCGCUGGGGGGAACCGCAAACGUUGGAUCAUUGCUACGGAGAAAAUGCAGGCUGGGGACAUCAUCAAAACAUCUGGAGUGAUCGGACGCAUGGCAGUCUCGGCCAAUGAAGGAGACGCUUAUCCACUGGGGGCUCUUCCUGUGGGAACGCUGAUCAACAACCUGGAGGUCCAGCCUGGAAAGGGGUCGGAAUACAUCCGCGCAGCAGGAACAAGUGGUGUUCUACUGCGCAAAGUAAAUGGAACGGCCAUCGUCCAGCUGCCGUCCAAGCUGCAAGUACAGGUUCAGGAGACCUGUAUGGUAACAGUAGGCCGCGUGUCCAACAUCGACCACAACAAACGGAUCAUCGGCAAAGCUGGUCGGAACCGCUGGCUCGGCAAACGCCCCUCCAGCGGCUUGUGGCAGAGGAAAGGCGGCUGGGCCGGACGCAAGAUCAAACCUCUGCCGCCCAUGAAGAGUUUCGUCAACAUACCGUCGGUCAUCCCCAAAUGAACCCUGUAAAGACUGUGAAUAAAGAGUCCGU